Molecule: messenger RNA, 3954 nt
Organism: Ricinus communis (castor bean)
Lineage: Eukaryota; Viridiplantae; Streptophyta; Magnoliopsida; Malpighiales; Euphorbiaceae
Product: probable disease resistance protein At4g27220
Exons: 3
Coding region: 252-3782 (1176 amino acids)
Molecular function (GO): ADP binding
Source: RefSeq, a predicted model, not a curated record
AGAUAGUGAACUUAAUAUUAAUCAGUGGUUGAAGCUCUGCUCUUUGCUAUCUGUUUCAAUCCAUUGUUCGCUUUCCUUUCUGUUUACUUUUGUUCUGAAACUGCUUAUUUCCUUUUAUUUUCUUUUUCUUCCUUCUGGUGUUCUUGACAAAUCUCCAACGAAGAAGAAGAAGAAGAAAGAAGCUCUCGUGCUUUAGGCUAUAGGGUACUGCAUGGUGCAAAGGUUGCAGAUAACACACGAGAUCAGCAAAAAUGGCAUGUCUUCUUGCAUGGGCUCAGGGCACUUUUCUCUCCAUUGCUGCCAAUUAUGUGCAAAAAGGAGUGGAAGCAGCCAUAAAUCAGUUUCGCUACAUGUGCUGUUUGAAGAAGUUUCAGGAAGAACUCAAUCAAGAAGAGCAUGCACUGAAUGUGGUACAAAAGGAGGUGCACAGAAUAGUUGAGAAAGAGGGAAAGAGUACUAAGGUGCCAGAUGAACCUGUAGAAGACUGGAUAAACAGAACGGAAAAGACCUUGGAGGAUGUUCAUCUUCUGCAAAAUGCAAUUCAGGAAGAUAAGAAGUGCUUGAGUAAUUGUUGUCCUAAUUGGUUUUGGCGAUAUGACAGUAGUAAGGAAGCUGAAGGCUUGACUGAAACUCUUAGAAAUCUCAAGCAAGAGCGCAGCCAAUUCCAGAAACUAACACAUGAAGCUGAACUCCCUAACAUUGAAUUCGUUCGAUCCAAGGGUCUGGUGCUCUCUAAAGCUUCAGAAGCAGCUCUAGCUGACAUUAUGACAGCACUAGAGAGUGAUGGUGUCAAUAUGAUUGGAUUGCACGGUAUGCCAGGAGUGGGUAAAACCACCUUGACGAUACAAGUAAAGGACGAAGCAGAGAGUCGAAGGCUUUUCGAUGAGUUCGUGAAGGUCACUGUGACAGAAAAACCAAACCUGACUGCCAUCCAAGAUCGAAUUGCAGAGCAGCUGCAACUGAAGUUUGAUGAGAAGAGUAGCAUAAAAGAGAGAGCAAGCAAAUUAAUGUUGCGACUGCGUGAUGAGAGGAAGAAGCUUUUAGUGUUGGAUGAUGUAUGGGGAGAGCUCAAUCUGAAUGAAAUUGGGAUCCCACCUGCUGACGAUCUCAAGCAUUUCAAGAUUCUGAUAACGACACGUAGGAUACCUGUUUGUGAAUCUAUGAACUGUCAACUGAAGAUUCUGCUGGAUACUUUAACCGAAGCUGAAGCGUGGGCUCUGUUUAAAAUGGCUGCCCGUUUAGAGGAUGACUCUGCCUUGACUGAUGUGGCAAAGAUGGUGGCAAAAGAAUGUGGCCGACUCCCUGUAGCACUUGUGUCAGUAGGAAAGGCUCUUCGAGGUAAACCUCCUCAUGGAUGGGAACGAGCGUUGAGAAAGAUUCAGGAGGGUGAGCAUCAAGAAAUUCGGGAUUUGAGCAGAGAAGAAAAUGCAUAUAAAAGUCUGAAGUUCAGCUUUGAUGAAUUGGAACGAGAGGAAACCAAGAGAUGUUUGCUUUUAUGCUCUUUGUUCCCCGAGGAUUAUGAAAUUUCUGCUGAGGACCUGGCUAGAUAUGUACACGGGUUAGGGCUUUAUCAACGCACUGGGUCAUUUAAAGAUACAAUGAGCGAUGUUCUUGAUGCACUCGACGAGCUCAAAGAUUCCCAUUUGCUGUUGGAAGCUGAGAGUAAAGGAAAGGCGAAGAUGCAUGACUUGGUUCGUGAUAUUGUCCUACUGAUUGGGAAAAGUUAUUCGGUGGUCACUAGUUCCAAAACAGAGAAGGAAUUCAUGGUAACUGGUGGGAUUGGGUUUCAGGAGUGGCCAACAGAUGAAAGCUUCAGAGAUUUUGCAGCUCUUUCCUUGUUGGACAAUGAGAUGGGGCAACUUCCAGAUCAGUUGGAUUAUCCGAGGUUGGAAAUGUUAUUAUUGUCAAGAAGGACAAGUAUUUCAGAAGGGUACGUUCAAAGAGAUUUCACCAAUGUUAUGGAUAAAUCUUUUGAAGGAAUGGAAAAACUUCAGGUUUUAUCUAUAACCCGUGGGAUCUUAUCAAUGCAGUCACUAGAAAUCUUACAGAACCUUCGGACGCUAGAGCUGAGAUAUUGCAAGUUCAGUUCAGAGAGAAAUGCCACUGCCACUGCCAAGCUUGCUUCAUUGAGCAAUCUGAAGAGACUUGAGAUCCUUAGUUUUUAUGGUUCUGAUAUUAGCGAAUUGCCUGAUGAGAUGGGAGAAUUGAAGAACUUGAAACUCUUGAAUUUAGCAAAUUGUUAUGGUCUAGACAGAAUCCCUCCAAAUAUGAUUCGGAAAUUGUCAAAGCUUGAAGAAUUACACAUUGGUACCUUUAUAGAUUGGGAGUACGAAGGAAACGCUAGCCCAAUGGACAUCCACAGGAAUUCGCUGCCUCACUUGGCCAUUCUGUCAGUGAAUAUUCAUAAAAUUCCAAAAGGUUUUGCUCUCUCUAACUUGGUCGGGUAUCAUAUUCACAUUUGUGAUUGCGAAUACCCCACAUUCCUGUCGAACCUCAGACAUCCAGCAUCAAGAACCAUUUGCUUGCUUCCCAAUGAAGGCUCUGUUAAUGCAGUUCAGGAGUUGUUUAAGAAUGUGUAUGAUCUUCGUCUGGAAUGCAACAACACAUGUUUCCAAAACCUGAUGCCAGACAUGUCUCAGACGGGCUUUCAGGAAGUUUCUCGCCUUGAUGUUUAUGGUUGUACGAUGGAAUGCCUCAUUAGUACUUCAAAGAAGAAAGAAUUAGCAAAUAAUGCAUUCUCGAAUUUGGUGGAGCUAGAAAUCGGCAUGACAACCCUCAGCGAAAUCUGUCAAGGUUCGCCGCCAGAGGGAUUCUUACAGAAAUUGCAAAUAUUGAAAAUUUCUAGCUGUGACCAAAUGGUAACCAUAUUUCCUGCGAAGUUAUUGCGAGGAAUGCAGAAAUUGGAAAGGGUGGAGAUUGAUGAUUGUGAAGUUCUGGCACAGGUAUUCGAACUGGAUGGGCUUGACGAGACAAAUAAGGAAUGCCUUUCAUACCUAAAAAGACUGGAGCUGUAUAACUUAGACGCAUUGGUGUGUAUAUGGAAAGGGCCAACUGAUAAUGUAAACCUCACAAGUCUCACUCAUUUAACCAUAUGCUACUGCGGGAGCCUGGCAUCUCUCUUCUCAGUGUCCCUUGCUCAAAGUUUGGUGCACCUGGAAAAACUCGAAGUAAAAGAUUGUGAUCAACUUGAGUACGUCAUUGCAGAAAAAAAGGGGACUGAAACAUUUUCAAAAGCUCAUCCUCAACAACGACACUGUCUGCAAAAUUUAAAGUCGGUUAUAAUAGAAGGUUGUAAUAAGAUGAAAUACGUCUUCCCAGUCGCUCAGGGUCUUCCAAAUCUGACAGAGCUUCACAUAAAAGCAUCCGAUAAAUUAUUGGCUAUGUUCGGGACUGAAAAUCAAGUAGACAUCAGUAACGUGGAAGAGAUUGUGUUCCCCAAGCUAUUGAACUUGUUCCUAGAAGAAUUACCAAGCCUCCUCACAUUUUGUCCAACGGGUUAUCAUUACAUAUUUCCAUCUCUGCAAGAGCUAAGAGUGAAAUCAUGUCCAGAGAUGACAACGAGCUUCACUGCUGCACAAGAUGCCAUUGUUUAUGCCAAACCUGAGGCACCACCGCUGAGGCAAGAUACAACAAUAGAGUCUGCAGCAACCCAAGUUAUAGUUGCCCCAAGGUCUGCAGAUAGCUUAGACUGGUAUCGCUCUGAAGGCAAAUGGAUUACAGAAGAAGAAGCCAAGAAAGAAGAAGAGGAAGAAGAAGAAGAAGAGGAGGAGAAAAGAACUUGAGAAGGAAAUGGAUUAGACAAGACCUCCAGGGUACGUGGCAUUAGUUUGUGUAAAUUCCUGAAGCAUCUUUGUUCGGUAGUUUACUCCAGAUGUUCAAACGCAUGUGUUAAGUUUGUUUAAGAAAAUGAAGAAGCAAAUAAUAAAGUUGGAUAAGAAAAGAUUGCCGAAAAAA